AUGAACACAGUUAAGGGAUCAGCUAAAGAACUAUUCAGACAGAUGAGAGAUGAGCUAGGGUACAGAAAGAAAGAGAAGAGCUUGUAUGAUAUAACCUCAUGUAAUGUGAGUUCAGAGGGGGAAGAAUUUAAUAAAUAUUAUAACGAAAUAAGAUAUUUGAAAAAGGAUCAACUGAAAGCAUAUAUUUGUAAAUUGAGAAAAGAAAUAAAAAAUUAUAAAGUAAAAGAAAUGAAUUUUAUAAUAGAGAUUAAAUAUUUAAGAAGAAAAAUUGUAAGACUAAAAAAUGUAAUAGAAAGUGAUAAAAUUUUAAAAAGGCAUCAAAGAAAUUGCCCUUCAAAAGGUCCAAGUGAUUUCUCAUUAAGAGGUUUUGACAAUGACUUGAGGUCACUACAAUAUAAUUGUACAGGUAGCAAUAACAGUAGGCAUAAGAAUUCUCGAGGAAGUAUUAAAAAAAAUGCAUUUACUUAUGAUAACAACAGUAGUAGUCUUUAUAAAAAUAAUUUUUGUGAAAACAAAUUGGGAUGUUUUUCUAUUAGAAGUAUUAAUGACAGUAUACAUAAUAGCAAAAGAAAGAGCGCUCCGAAUUUUAUUCCGUUAAGCCAAUCAAAUAAACGAAAUAGCGAUAAAAAAAUAAUACAUACAAUAAAGCCGAUUGGAAGGACGUGUUCUACUAAUAAUUCCAUGUAUCAUUAUAAUAAUAGGAAUGAAAAUAUAAAUGGGAAUGGAAGCAAAAAUUGGUAUGGAAGCAAAAAUUGGUAUGGAAGCAGAAAUGGGUAUGGAAGCAGAAUUGAGCAUGGAAGCACAAAUGAGCAUGGAAGCACAAAUGCAUAUGGAAGUAUAAAUGGGUAUGAAAGCAGAAAUAGACAUAAGAAUACACUCAAACAUAGCGAUAAUAACAAUUUUCCUCAUAGUAAUAGUUACAUAAAUAAUGUAGAAUCGAAUUAUGAAGGACGUAAAGUUAGGGGAAAAAAUCAUCUUUUCUCGAAUAGAAGUUUUUCAUCAACAUUUAAAUUUGAUUUAAAAAAGCAUCUUAUUUCUAAUAAUAAAAAUAUACGUAAUAUGUCUAAUCAAAUUAAUAGUACAAUUGCAAAAGAUAUUAAAAAUUACCAUAAUUCCAAGCAGAGUAUACUAUCUGCAAAGAGUCAACAAUACCCACCAAGUGCCUUAUUAUUGAGAAAGCUUUCUUACAACGAUAAUAUUAGCUCGAAUAACAUUACUCAGAAUUGUUAUACGAACAAAAUGAAAUUAAAUAAUUUGAGUAUUAAAGAUUCAAAAAAGAGCUAUAAAUGCGAUUUGUAUGAUUAUGCGCACCAUGAAAGAAUUCUGAGAAAAAAAUACUCAUCUCCAUAUGCCCAUAAAAUGAACCCCUUAAAUAAUGCUACCAGGAAUACAAGCAUAGGCGGUAGCAGAAUCGGAAGAAGAAAUACAAACAGAUGCAGAAGCAAAAACAGCAGCAGUGGUUACAGUAACAGAAACGUAGGUGAACGCAUCAUCAUCGAGGGGAGUGAUAAGACUCCACGAAACGAAGCUGCGGAUAUUCUUUCCAUUUGUGAUGAUAACACAUCCAAGGGGAAUAAAUCAAAAAGUGCUAACUUAAAAAAUGAAAAGAAAGGGAUCAAGUGCAAACAGAAAAAAGGGACAAACAGAACUACUAACGGGUUAGAGCAAGGACAUAGCAAUGAUGCUAAUUUAAUAGAGGAAACACAAAAUGAUAGCGAUAACGCAGAAUCGUACGAAAAUGUUGAUUCUAUUAAAAGAAUUAAAACAUAUUUAGACAAUCAGCGAAAAAAAAAAAAAAAUACAGUCAUUUCUCUUAAUAAAGAAGAUAUACCAUUAGAACGAACAAGCGUUAAGGAAAAAAUUAAUAGAACUCUCUUAAAAAAGAAGGAAGAAAAAAAAGUGGUUAAAACUUCGGGUAACACUUCAAACCUCAUGCCAUCGCGUAGAGUGCAUUUAGAUAAAGAAGACAUCAAAAAAAAGCAAACUAACUUGCAAAAUUUUAAAAAAUAUAUAGAUUCAGAUAUAAAAGAAAAUUUUAAAAAAGAACUAGAAGAGCUGAAAAAUAGAAAUAACAAAUUAAUGACGAAGCCAAACGGAUAUUGUGACAUGCCCUUUGGUAGUACUAGUAGCAGUGGUAGUAGUAGUAGGAGGAGCGGUGGUUCUGGAAGCAGACGAAGCAGUAGAAGCCGGACUUGUAGCGGCAGAAGCGGUAAUGAUAACAAGGAUAACGAAAAAUCGAGGUGUGAGAAAAAGGAUAUGAAAUAUAAAAUUAGCAGUAAGCCUUUAAGAGACACCAAUAUGUUGAAUAUCUCCUUUAAUGACAUCGAUAAGAAAAUAAGCAACUUACAGAAUUAUUUGAAAAAUACUAAAAAGUAG
This is a messenger RNA of Plasmodium malariae, 2376 nucleotides long. Its product is annotated as conserved Plasmodium protein, unknown function. Lineage: Eukaryota; Apicomplexa; Aconoidasida; Haemosporida; Plasmodiidae. The transcript has 3 exons. The record is from RefSeq and is a predicted model, not a curated record. Bases 1 to 2376 code for a protein of 791 amino acids.